This is a messenger RNA of Aedes albopictus (Asian tiger mosquito), 1087 nucleotides long. RefSeq lists its product as uncharacterized. NCBI's taxonomy places the organism in Eukaryota, Metazoa, Arthropoda, Insecta, Diptera, Culicidae. The transcript has 2 exons. The coding region runs from base 602 to 1021 and encodes 139 amino acids. The record is from RefSeq and is a predicted model, not a curated record.
GUUAAAAUGUAAAUUCAGAUUAUGAUGUGAUAAUAGCCCGUUUAGCCAUAAAGAAACAAGCCAUAACACAUUUAGUUACUAAGCCGAAAUAACAGUGCACACGAGCCACCAUCCUGCGACCCCCUGACAUGGGCUACUUGCUUGAAACACAAGCAAGAAUUGCUGAUUUUCUUGCACUGCCAAAGUGACAAAUCCACAUCCGCCAACGACAACGUCGUCAUCGAAACUCGACAGAAAAGGCAGACGGAUCGGUGUGAGCUGCGGCAAAAACGCGGUCCGAAAGAAAGUGGAGGAAAUUGCUCCGUAAUAUCAACCACGGGGUGAAUUGACACCGAAUCCCGGAGCUUGGGCAGGAGCAGUGCCCAACACAGGAGGUAAGAGUGACCAAAAUUCCGGAUGAUAACGGAAAUCUAAUCGCUUGUGCCACCCACGAUUUUUCUCCAGAAACAGAUCGCACUAUCGGUCUGGAAACAUCACGCCCUACAAAUCUUGUACAAGAUCCGGCAAGCUGCUGCACAGUUCGGCAAGCUCGCACUGAGUUUUUCCUGCGGUGCGAACGCGAAUAAAAGUGUCCGAAGGUAAGAAGUUCCCGAAAAGCCCUAUGCAAAAAGGUCUAACCCCACAUUUGACAACACAGGAGGAACGUGUCAGCCAUCAUCCGGUUAGAGGAUCGGGGUCGGCGAGAUUGACCGCACACGACGGCGUAGUCAGCGAGUCCGGACCGAGCCACACACACCGCGAAUUCACAGAGGAAAACGGGUGUCCGGGCAGCGACCUGAAUAAGGAUAGGACGAUCUGCACCCACUGGCGAACUGGCAACCCACAUCGUUUCGAAGCGCUGAUUCCUUGGCCUGCACGUAUCCGUAGGAACGCUCCGGCUCUUGGUCACUCAACGGAAUCGAUCGGAUCACCCUGUUAUCCGUGCGCGGUGCCAAACGCAUCGCUUCAACUGAACCGUCUCGAGAAAAGGCCUUUCAUAGAAAGUAAGUCUAAUUGCUGCAACAAAACGAUCUGGGGUUAACACGGGCGGAUUUCCGCAGGGCCUUUUCUUUUGUCUUUUGGACUUUCGCAGACAGUACUCCGACGG